CACUUAUUGUACGUUUUACUUGUGCACAGUAGACCCUUUUCAAGUGGGGAUCGGAUUCCCUCCCCAAACUAACUUCUGCGGAUGUGCUCAACAUGAUUCCCAUUUGCAUAUGCUACCUGCACUUGAUGAAACGGCUUUGUUGUUAGCUAGAGGCUGAGCCGUGAAGUGCGUUUGUGCGAAAGAGCGUGUGUAAGCGGUCAGGUCGACUACUCGUAGCAUCAUUGCAGACACCUGCCAAGAUGACAAACUUUCUAAAGGGCUUGAAUAUGCAUACUCCGCGACAUCGGGCCCAAAUGGCUCGCGUCGCUGCUUUGGCCACCUGUGGCUGCGUCGCGUCUGUGGCCAUGCAGCGCGCUGCACGCCCAAACGUUCGACCAAGGCAGGAGGCACCGAGGAAAUUCCUGAUGCCGCAACCGCUUGUGGAUGCUAUAUGCGGCGCCGUAGGCGAGGUGUCCCAGAUCAUCCUUCUUUACCCGCUAGAAACCAUCAAGGUCCGCUGCCAGUCGGACGGCAUCAGUGCGGUGGCGGUGGUGUCCGCGCUGCUGCGCAACGGCUGGAACGCGCAGGUGGUGCGGGAGCUGUAUGCGGGGCUGGGCAGCGCCACUGCGCUCAGUGUGGUGGUGGGCGCCAUGCACUGGUUCACCUUCUGCGCAGCCAAGCGGACGGCGCUGGGGGUCAUGCAGCGGCAGCAGCAGGAGCAGCAGGGGCAGGGGCAGGGGCAACAGCAGCAAGGCGGACAAUUGUUAGACGGAGGAAGAGGCGCUACGUCAGCGUUGAGUUGUAGCAGCAGCAGCAGCAGCGAUAGCAGCAGUAGCAGUAGCGGUGUUGCCACGGCUCACCUGCAUGUGAGCAGCGGGCAUCACAUGCACGAUGAGGAGGUGCGGCUGACGGCAGGCGGCUCUGCCGGCGAGCCCGAUGGCUCCUCGGGCGGCGCCUCCCCCUCCGAUGUGCACAUGCUGGCGACUGCAAACAUGGUGGGAGCCACGGCUGGCGCUAUCCUAACAGCGCUGGUGGAGGGCCCCCUGGAGCUGUUCCGACACCAGGCGCAAGCCGGCAUCAUCAGCGGCAACCUGUUCAAGGAGAUGGGUCACGUGGUGCGCACGCAGGGACCCAUGGGUCUGUACUGGGGCUUCCUGCCGUACUGCUUCGAAUCCUUUCCGUACGACAUAAGUGAGCUGGCGACGUACAGCCAGCUGCGGGAUGUGUACAACCAGGCGGUCAGCCGGGCGGAUGCGGCGACAUCGAAGCUGUUUGGGCGGGACAGCAAGAUACCGACACAGGUGUGGGACAUUGCCAUCGGCGCGGCCGCCGGCAGCGCCGCCACCCUCAUAUCCAUGCCCUUCGACGUCGUCAAGACCUACAUGCAGACCCACGCUACGGACGCCAUCAGCCUGAGUGCGGGGGCGCAGGUGAUGGCCUUCCUGCGCACCGGGGUGUGGAUGGUGCAGGCGCGGGGGCCGGGGGCGCUGUGGGUGGGUGUGCUGCCUCGGCUGGCGCAGCAGGUUCCCUCCUGCACCAUUUGUUGGUGGGCGGUGGAGGCGUGCCAGCAGGCGCUCAAGCCCUACACCGCCGCCAGCUGAGGAGGAGGAGCGGAGGCAGACGCAGGGGCUGCUGCUGCAGCUGCCUGCAGCAGCACACCUACCCACAGCGCACCGGCCCGUGGGAGGCUGGCUGGCGGGGCGGUGGCAGAGAGGGUGAGGCUGAGGCUGCAGGGCAGGGGGGGUUAGGAGGUGCAGUCAAGGGCUACAAGCAUGGAUGUAUGUAUGUGCAUCUAGCAUUGUCACUAGUAUGACAAUGUGCUCAGAUGUGAACCUGAUGUAUGCUUUACAGGUAGGGUAGUAGCGGAUUGCGCGAUGGAGGCUUGGGAGAGCAGUGUUGCAGGGCGAGAAAGGGGAGAGGAGGGGAGGGGAGGGGAGAGGAGGGGAGGGAACGGCGAGGGGAGGGAGCGUGAGCACCGGCAAGAGGAGCGGAAAGGGUUGUAGGAGGAGCGCAAUGCAGAGGAAGGCAGUGGAGUCGUGUUUGAUGAGGGUAGGUAUCUCCACGCGAGACCGUCUGCGUGACCUGUGAGUGCUGGAAUUACCUGCAGGGCUCCGGGUGUCUGUGAUUCAGGCUGUAUUGAUGAGCAGUGACUUGUUGAGUGGUGGCAGAGGGGGCGCGUGACCAGUAAAACACACAUGUGCAGUUGACUAUUGCGACCGUACUCGGCCAAUUUUGACUUUAACACGCGUCGAUCAGCGGUGUGGCCUCCCGCAUAGCGUACCUUUCAGGGGUGGGGGAUAGGUUGGAAACGCUCGGAUAUGCAAGCAUGAGUGUGCCUGCUUGCUUGCAUGUAUGCGCGUACGGUUAUAUGCAUUCAUACCAUUUGCAACGAUGCGCGUGUGCACGGAUAACGUAUCCUGCUUCUUGUUAUACUCAAAGGAGUUGGCUGGUCUCUUGCCAACUGUAACCAUUACAAACAGAAAGGAGCCGACUCCAUCUUUGGGUGUAAACUUAUGUUAUUGCGCUCCUAUUGCUCCUAACUACCAAGCACUGGCCGAUGUUUGUUUAUGCCGGUUUUAUGGCUAAAGUGGCGGUAAAGAAUUGUCGUGACCCGCGGGACAUUGUUAAGGAUUUACACUAUUAAGGACAUUCUCGGCGCUGAAACCGAUACUGCAACUCGGGUGGCGCCUGCACAUGGUACAGCCAUGCUAGAUGCUACCGACGCAUCUUCCUCC
Astrephomene gubernaculifera is the source of this 2714-nucleotide messenger RNA. Lineage: Eukaryota; Viridiplantae; Chlorophyta; Chlorophyceae; Chlamydomonadales; Astrephomenaceae. The record is from the annotation of a GenBank genome assembly.